UGAAGUAGGUUUUUCGUAUUGCGCAGCGUCGUGCAAUAACCAUGAACCUAGAAAUUCGAUAAUCCUGCGUCAAAUGCCCUCUACAGCAACCAUAAGAAACAUAACGGCCAUAUUGUACAAAGAACUGAAGUAACUUAAGUUUCAGAUAUAUUUAAAAUGGCAGAAAUAUCCGAUAGUGACACAUUUAAAAUUUUGGUAGCUACUGAUAUUCAUCUUGGCUAUCAACAUGAGAGAAAUAAAGGUCAACUACUACGCGAUAGCUUUACAACCUUUGAAGAAAUUCUUCAAUAUGGUAAAAAAUAUGAAGUUGAUUUUAUACUUCUUGGAGGAGAUCUUUUCCAUGAUACUAAACCUUCUCAAAGUACUAUGAUUGAAUGUAUGGACUUACUAAGGAAAUACUGUUAUGGUCCAGGAGACAUUGCAAUGGAGUUUUUAACAGAUCCUACUACAGUUUUUGAACAUUGUCGUUAUAAAAAUGCUAAUUACGAAGAUCCAAAUAUAAACAUUAAUAUGCCAGUAUUCACAAUUCAUGGAAACCAUGAUGAUCCAAGUUUUAGUAAUGUUGGUUCUAUGGAUACGCUGUCAGUAGCUGGACUUGUUAAUUAUUUUGGAAAAUGGAUGAGUCUUGACAAAAUAACUGUGGAACCUAUAAUAUUAAAAAAAGGUUCUACAUAUAUUGCUUUGUAUGGUUUGGGUUUUGUCAAUGAUCAAAGAAUGUACAGGCUUAUAAAAGAUGAUAAACUUCAGCUAAAGAAAGUAGAAGAAUUUCCAGAAUGUUUCAAUAUUCUUGUUUUGCAUCAAAAUCGUGUACAGCACGCACAAAAUGAUUAUGUUCCAGAAAGUAAACUACCAUCGUUUCUUAAUUUAGUUAUAUGGGGACAUGAACAUGAAUGUCGUAUUAUGCCAGAAGCAGUUGUGGGAGCUUCAUAUUUUAUAUCUCAGCCUGGUAGCUCUAUUGCAACAUCAUUAUGUCAGAAUGAAACUGUACCAAAACAUAUUGGGCUACUAUAUGUAAAUAAGUUACGAUUCAAAAUGAAAAAACUAAAACUAAAUACUGUUAGACCUUUUGUAUUUGAUAACAUAAUUCUCUAUAAUAAUCCUGAAAUCGAAGAAAAAAGAAAAUCACAAUUUAUAUCUUCAAAUACAAACAUUAUUUCUGAGUAUGUAGAUAAAUAUAUAGAAGAUAAACUUAUACCUAAAGCAGUAGCACAAUUGACAGGACAUCCUAAGCAACCAGAAGAGCCCUUAAUUCGUUUACGAUUAUUUUAUAAUGAUGAACAAGAUAUAUUUGAAACUGCAGGGCUUUCACAAAAGUAUUGCGAUGAAGUACUCAAUCCUAUGAGUAUGAUCCUUUUUCGUAAAACUGCUGAUACCUCUAAAUCGAGUAAACAUACUAUUAUAGAUGAUACAUUGGAUGAUUUAGCAGAUAAAUUUCAUUUUGAAGAUGAAGAAAGGGGUUGGACACAGAGUGUUCAAGGAAGUAUUAAAGAGUAUUUUGAUUCAGAAGAGAACAAAGAUUUGUUAACAGUCUUAUCUGUUACUGGACUGAAUGAAACAUUAAGUCAAUAUAUCGUUAAAGCGGAUGAGGAGGCUAUACAAGAUGUGAUACAAAAUAAAAUAAAUAAAAUCAAGGAACACAUGAAGAAACAACAUUUAGAAAAUCCUGAGGAAAUACUAGAUAAAAUUAAGGAAUAUAGAGAUGAAAGAAACGAGAAGGAAGAAGAAGAAAGUCGAGAUGUGAUUAAUUUCAUGAGUACUAGAUUAUCUAAAAAAAUUGGAACACAUUACAAUAAUGAUGAUAACAGUGAUGAUGAUGAUGAUGAUGUUGAUGAUGAUAAUCAUGACAGUGAUGAUGAUGGCAAUGAUAGUGAUGAUGAUAAUGAAACGAGUUAUGUAGGUAGAGGUAAAGGAAAACAAAAUACGAGUACAAGAAGGAAAGGAAGAGGAAGAGCAAGUAGCAAAGGUACUUUAGAAAAAGCUUCUAGAAGUACAAAAGCUAAUGUAACAAACAAAAGAAACAAAGAUCCAUUCUCUGCAGCAUUGUCUGUUAUACCCAACAAAGGGAAACAGUUGGGAAAACAGAUGCAAUCCACGAUAAAUCAGCAUACUACGCCUUUGAGUCAAUUACGUCAACCGCCUGUGAAUAAGUAUAUAAAUGUCUCCGAUAGUGAUUAAUUAAAGAGCUAUUCAUUUCUAAAGAAGAAC
Molecule: messenger RNA, 2205 nt
Organism: Vespula pensylvanica (western yellowjacket)
Lineage: Eukaryota; Metazoa; Arthropoda; Insecta; Hymenoptera; Vespidae
Gene: mre11
Product: double-strand break repair protein MRE11
Exons: 13
Coding region: 157-2175 (672 amino acids)
Biological process (GO): mitotic intra-S DNA damage checkpoint signaling; mitochondrial double-strand break repair via homologous recombination; telomere maintenance
Cellular component (GO): nucleus; Mre11 complex
Molecular function (GO): DNA endonuclease activity; 3'-5'-DNA exonuclease activity; manganese ion binding
Source: RefSeq, a predicted model, not a curated record